UCAGUGUCCCCCGGUUGACUCGUUGCUUUGUUCGAGGGUGGAGCUAGCUCACUCGGUACUCCAUACCGUCAGCGAGAUGCAUACAGAAGGCGCCCGAGAUGAAGUCACCAUCCGUGUCCAUGUCGACCGUCACUCCGGCGGAGUUAACGAACAUUAUUAAUGAUGCUCGUUGAUACUCCGUACGGUCGCCAGAAAGGCGGGUUCCAAAUCCAGGUGCAAUUUCUCCCUCCCGCGCCAGUGUAUAAUAGUCAAUUGCUCGGCAGCACCUUGUUUGUCGUCUUGCUCAGUGAGGUUUGGCAGUCCUCUGCGUUUCUUCCUAGAACUUCGUCACCUUUGAAUUUGUUCUCUUCUUUCCUUUCCAGCACAUCAAAUUCAUUCGACAGAACAAGUGCCAUCAAUCUUUUGAGACCUUGACAUAUUUUCACUAUGUGGGGGAGUGGUGUCGAUGGCGAUGCCCUUCGAAGGGCUGAAUCGUCCAUGCAAACGCACCAGCCGCAACCCGAAGACGAGCGAUAUGUAGCCGAUGGUGGUGAAGGGACGUGGGGGGAGCGUCGAGUGGAAGACGUGACCGAAGAUGAAGCACUCCACGAAUAUGAGGCUCUCCGGCACAAUCUCAUGCAACUACACAAGAGCAGGACUGGCGGAUCACAACAUAGUCGGCCUCUCACAGCAACGAGAAGCAGAUCGAGCGCUGUCCCAUCGAGAGCGGAUCAAUCGCGGAGGUCAAUGCGCGAACCUGAUGUCGAAGCUGGCCGCCACGUUUCCGAGAAGGACGAACGCGACGAGGAGGGCAACGCUGGCGAUGACGACAACGACGAAGAUGACGCCGAUUUCGAGCUCGGCGCGUUCAUGCGCGAGGGGUACUUCGAGAAGCGGACAGACGAGGCUGGCUCCAUGAAAAAGGUCGGCCUCAUGUUUGAGAAUCUGACAGUCAAGGGCACUGGUAGCAAGGCCACUUUCGUGCGAACAGUGCCGGACGCCAUCAUAGGCACAUUUGGACCCGACCUGUACAAGCUGUUGGCCAGGUUCGUCCCCUUCCUCCGUCCCAAGGGCAUGCAGACGCGUACUCUGAUCCACGAUUUCACCGGCUGCGUCCGUGACGGCGAGAUGAUGCUCGUCCUCGGCCGGCCUGGCUCUGGCUGCAGUACCUUUCUGAAGACAGUCAGCAACAAUCGCGAGUCAUACGCCUCGGUGGGGGGCAAUGUCUCCUACGGCGGCAUCGACGCCCAAAAGCAGAAGAAGCUGUACCGAGGUGAGGUCGUCUACAACGAUGAAGACGACAUUCACUUUGCGACCCUCAGCGUGUGGCGGACUCUGACUUUUGCCCUCAUGAACAAGAGCAAGAAGGCGGUCAAGGAGGAUAUUCCGGUCAUCGCCAAUGCCCUCAUGAAGAUGUUUGGCAUCAGCCACACCAAGUAUACCCAAGUCGGCGAUGAAUACACGCGCGGUGUCUCGGGUGGUGAGAGGAAACGUGUUUCCAUUGCCGAGACUCUUGCAUCCAAAGCGGCCGUCAUUGCUUGGGAUAACUCAACCCGAGGCCUCGACGCGUCGACCGCGCUCGAUUACGCCAGGUCACUGCGUAUCAUGACCGAUGUGAGCAACCGAACGACGCUCGUGACCCUGUACCAGGCGGGUGAGGGCAUCUACGAGACCAUGGACAAGGUGUUGGUCAUUGACGACGGCCGCCAAAUCUUCUCGGGCCCCGCCAGCAAAGCGAAGCAGUACUUCAUCGACCUUGGCUUCGAGUGCCCCGAACGUCAGACGACCGCCGACUUCUUGACCGCUGUCACGGAUCCCAACGAGCGUCGCUUCCGGCCUGGAUUCGAGAAAUCUGCGCCCAAGACAGCCGAGGAGCUGGAAAGAGCCUUCCGCGAGUCGCCCAACUACCAGGAGAUGCUCGAAGAUCUCGAAUCGUACAAGCGAAGCCUGCAUGAUUCGGACUUUCAGCACACCAAGGAUUUCGAAGGUGCCGUGCAAGAGUCCAAGUCUAAGCACGUGUCCGAGAAAUCGCCAUACACCGUGCCCUUUUACAAGCAGGUUAUGGCUUGCACCAAGCGCGAAGGAUGGCUUCUCCUCGCUGAUACGGCCACACUUUGGACCAAGCUCUUCAUCAUCAUAUCCAACGGUCUCAUUGUCGGAUCCCUCUUCUACGGCCAGCCCUCGAACACCGAGGGUGCGUUCACCCGCGGUGGUACUGUCUUCUUCUCGAUCCUGUUCCUGGGUUGGCUGCAGCUCUCCGAGCUGAUGAAGGCCGUCUCUGGUCGCGCCAUUGUCAAGCGCCAUGAGGACUAUGCCUUCUACCGCCCCUCGGCCGUGUCCCUCGCUCGUGUUCUUCUGGAUUUCCCUGUCGUCUUGUUUCAGACCAUGAUCUUCGGCAUCAUCAUGUACUGGAUGACCGGUCUGUCGGCAGACGCGGGCAAGUUCUUUAUCUACAUGCUCUUCAUCUUCACCACGACCAUGAUGGUCACGGCGCUGUACCGCAUGUUUGCCAGCUUUUCGCCCGAAAUCGAUACCGCUGUUCGCUUUUCUGGCAUUGCGUUGAACCUGUUGAUCAUUUUCACCGGCUAUGUCAUUCCCAAGACUCAACUCUUGGGCAAGUACAUUUGGUUCGGCUGGCUAUACUGGGUGAACCCCAUCAGCUACAGCUUUGAGGGUGUGCUGACCAACGAGCUUGUCGGAAAGACCAUGGAGUGCGCGCCCAGCCAACUGAUCCCUCAAGGCCCAGGAGCCGACCCUCAAUACCAAGGCUGCGCCAUUGCCGGCGCUGGUGUCAACGGUCAAUCAGUGACCGGUGCUGAUUAUCUGCAGGCGCAGUACAACUACAGCCGCUCCAAUCUGUGGCGCAAUUUCGGCGUGCUCAUCGCCUUCUCCGUGCUUUACAUUCUCAUCACAGUCUUUGCGACUGAGGUGAUCAACUUUGCGCAGGGCGGCGGUGGCGCUCUGCUUUUCAAGAAGACUCGCAAGUCUGCGAAGCAAGCGCAAAAGGCAGCCGCGCCAGCUGACGAGGAGAACUCGAACAGCUCUGCGUCAACUGUUGUGGCCGACAAUGCUAGUGUCGCUUCUGAAGAGGCUCUCGAGCAGCUGACGGAGAGCAAGUCGAUCUUCACGUGGCGCGAUCUGGAGCUGUCUGUGCCGUACAUGGGUGGACAGCGCAAAUUGCUCAACAAGGUCAACGGGUACGCCAAGCCUGGUGUCAUGGUCGCACUGAUGGGUGCUUCUGGUGCGGGAAAGACGACGCUUCUGAACACGCUGUCGCAGCGUCAAAACAUAGGUGUUGUCUCUGGCGAGAUGCUCGUCGACGGUCAGGCUCUUGGGGCAGACUUUCAGCGUAACACGGGCUUUUGCCUCCAAGGCGACCUCCACGACCACACGCAGACUGUUCGCGAGGCCAUCGAGUUCUCCGCGCUGCUUCGCCAAGACGCUGCCACUCCUCGCGCGGAGAAGAUUGCGUAUGUUGACAAGAUUAUCGGCUUGCUUGAGUUGAACGACCUGGAAGAUGCUAUUGUCGCUUCUCUGGGUGUCGAACAGCGCAAGCGGUUGACCAUUGGUGUGGAGCUAGCUGCGAAGCCAGCUCUCCUGCUCUUUCUUGAUGAGCCUACCUCCGGUCUUGACUCCCAGUCAGCCUACUCCAUUGUUCGUUUCCUGAAGAAGCUCAGUCAUGCUGGUCAAGCGAUCAUCUGUACCAUCCACCAGCCAAGCAGCGUCCUUAUCGAGCAGUUCGACAUGGUCCUUGCCUUGAACCCCGGUGGUAACACCUUCUACUUCGGCCCCAUGGGGGAGAACGGACAAGAGGUGACAAAGUACUUUGCUAACCGCGGCGCCGUCUGCCCUCCCAACAAGAAUGUCGCCGAGUUCAUCCUUGAGACGGCCGCGCGACCCCACAAGCGAGAGGAUGGCACAAAAGUCGACUGGAACGAGGAGUGGGCCCGGAGUCCUGAGGCGCAAGCUGUUCUCGAGGAAAUCGACGGCCUCAAGCAGACUCGCAGCCGCGCCGUCGCUGAUGAGCCAGGUAAAAACGAUGGCAAGGGCGCUGCCGAGUUCGCUGCUCCGGUUGCUGUCCAAACAAUCGAGUUGACGAAGCGCAUGUUCAGGCAGUACUGGCGCGAUCCUUCGUACAUGUACGGCAAGCUCUUCAUCUCGGUGAUCAUGGGUAUCUUCAACGGCUUCACCUUUUGGCAACUCGGGUACAGCAUCCAGGACAUGCAGAACCGCAUGUUCACUUGCUUCCUCAUCGUCACCAUCCCCCCAACCAUUGUCAAUGGUGUCGUGCCCAAGUUUUACACCAACCUGGCACUGUGGCAGGCUCGCGAGUAUCCAUCUCGCAUCUAUGGCUGGGUCGCAUUCUGCACUGCCAAUAUUGUCGCCGAGAUUCCGGGUGCAAUCGUUUCCAGCGUGUUGUAUUGGGUGCUCUGGUACUGGGCAACGGGCCUGCCUGCUGAGAGCUCUGUAUCAGGCUACGUCUUCUUGAUGACCCUAUUGAUGUUCUUUUUCAUGAACAGCUGGGGGCAGUGGAUCUGUGCUUUUGCGCCCAACUUCACUGUCAUCUCCAAUGUUUUGCCUUUCUUCUUCGUCAUGUUCGGUCUCUUUAACGGAGUCGUACGUCCAUACGCAUCGCUCCCUGUCUUCUGGAAGUACUGGAUGUACUACGUCAAUCCUUCGACGUACUGGGUCGGUGGCAUCCUCGCUGCGACCCUCCAUGAUCAGCCCGUGGAGUGUUCCUCGCUAGAGACCGCCAUGUUUGAUGCCCCGCCUGGCCAGACCUGCCAGAGGUAUGCUGGAUCGUUUGCUGAGCAAGCGGGUGGCUAUCUGUUGAACCCUGAUGCGACCAGCGGGUGCCAAUACUGUCCAUAUGGUUCCGGUGACCAGUAUUUGCAGACCCUCAAUAUUCAGGCGAGUGAGAAGUGGAGAGACUUUGGUAUCUUCCUCGCCUUUUGCAUCUCGAACUGGGCGCUUGUUUACUUUUUCAUUUAUACCGUCCGAGUCAAGGGCUGGAGCUUUGGUUUCGGAUAUGUUUUUGGUGGUCUCGGAAAGGCGGUCGACAAAGUCAAGAAGUCGCUGCAGCGCAAGAAGGAGGAGUAGAACUUGGCGAACCCGGAGUUGGCAGAGAACAGCGACAGAAUCUGCUUCGUAGCGAGCAUUAUAACAUGAUAAUAUUGCAACAUAUGCGCAUUUCGACC
This is a messenger RNA of Emericellopsis atlantica, 5177 nucleotides long. Its product is annotated as ABC-2 type transporter-domain-containing protein. The transcript has 3 exons. Gene Ontology annotation, molecular function: ATP binding; ABC-type transporter activity; ATP hydrolysis activity. Gene Ontology annotation, cellular component: membrane. The coding region runs from base 427 to 5079 and encodes 1550 amino acids. Gene Ontology annotation, biological process: transmembrane transport. The record is from RefSeq and is a predicted model, not a curated record. Lineage: Eukaryota; Fungi; Ascomycota; Sordariomycetes; Hypocreales; Bionectriaceae.